Messenger RNA from Botrytis byssoidea, 564 nucleotides. RefSeq lists its product as uncharacterized. The record is from RefSeq and is a predicted model, not a curated record. Bases 1 to 564 code for a protein of 187 amino acids. Lineage: Eukaryota; Fungi; Ascomycota; Leotiomycetes; Helotiales; Sclerotiniaceae. The transcript has 2 exons.
AUGUACUUCAACUUCAAUUCCAUUGCGUGCUCAAUCUUGGCACUCCUCACCUUCCAAGCUGCAGCUGUACCUAUCAGCGUCAACAUCUUGACUCAAGGAGCUUCUGUAGAAUCUUCAACUGGGGCUGUCCGCACUUACUACCAAGCCGCCAACGGCUCCGUUAUAGAGAUCAUUCCGAAUUUUCCUGCUACUUUGGGCUACACUAGUAGCGUGUUAAUUCCCGCAGGUGUCGCGAAGACUAAUACCCCUCUUGCUGCUAUAUCCUGGGGAUCUUUCGACGAGAUUCACUUGUACUACAUCGGUGUCGGAUUCAGCAACACGCACUUGCGGGAAAAGAUCUGGAAAGCCGGUGUUGGAUGGGCAGAUGGGGGACUCAAUUCACUUAGCUACACCACGCAGACGAGCACGAGUUUCUUGACGGCGUAUCACGAUGGAACUACGGUGGCAGGAAGCACAUGGCGCGUGGCGUUUGUGUGUUCGACUCUGAACUUGCCGGUGGCGGGCAGUCUUUGCGAAGCAUCAAAGACUUCGUUACUUCCCUGGACCGUCGCUGCUUAUACUUAG